UGUCUGUCGUGUCUAAUCUCCAACGGUGCGAAUGUUGGAAGAAUGGAGGCACACCAAAGGCCAAGAAUGGCGGCAAUAUCAAUUACUAAAUGCCAACCCUAACCCCACUUCUAUUAUUCCUAAUAAUAGCCCAUCCCCUCUUUUUCCCUUUUCGAAACUCUGAUAGGCACUCCAUAAAUAUCAAGAGCCGUGAUAAAGCCAUGAAUGAGCUAUGAGCAGGAGGAGGAGGUUACUGCAGGAAUACGUGGCUGAGCACUGAGCUAGCUGGUUUUGGUGAUUCCCAAUAACCAGAAUUGGGGUUUUUCUUCCUUUCCCCUGUUCAAUUCAUUAGAUUCAUUUCCUUGGUGGAGUUUGUGUGUGUGUGCAUUUUCUUAGGGUUUUCUCGUCCUUCAAUUUGGGGAUUUAGUGGCUUAGUUCGAGAGGGUAAGGCUGUUUCGCCAUUUCCGGCAAAGAAAGUGGGUAUGGAGAGAGGAGCCAUUGCGGGCAAUGGAUUGAGCACUUCGGACAAGAAAUCAUCGUCAAACAGUGAUGCUGCUGCUCGUUCUAUGAAAGCGCACAGUACCGAAGCAUUCCUUUCCAAGAGUUUCGUGACGGGCGCCGUCCGUAAAGCGGACAAUCUGGACCGUCCGUUCGAUGGCGGUACUGGUGGCGGAGGAAGUGGUAGUGCCAGUGGUGGUGGUGGUGGUGGAGGCGUGGGCCCCACGGGCAGUAACAGCUUCGGCGGAGCUAACGAGGCUUUGGGCAAUAUAAACCGUGAUGAUGUCUAUGUCUCGUCUUCUUCCUGUGGAAAUUUCGCAAAGUCUGUUACUACUACUGCUACUACUAACCUGCAGCCUUUUGACAUGUUCGCUCCUGCAGCUACUUACAAAUCCCCAGUGGCUAUGGCGGCGAGCGUGGGGUUCCCUUUUACAUCUGCUCAAUGGAGGGAGCUGGAAAGGCAAGCUAUGAUUUAUAAAUACAUGAUGUGUUCUGUGCCGGUGCCUCCUGAGCUGCUCUUCCCUCUCGCGAAGAAUUUCCCUCCUCCUGCAGCGGCGUCGGUUUUAGAUUCUUCUGCUUCCUCUGUGUACAAUGUGAGAUUUUCGAGAAAUGGCGAUCCAGAGCCUGGGAGAUGCAAGAGGACCGAUGGGAAGAAAUGGAGGUGCUCGAGAGACGUGGCGCCACACCAGAAGUACUGCGAGCGUCACUUGCACAGAGGACGUCCCCGUUCAAGAAAGCCUGUGGAAGUUAAAAGCAGCAGCAACAACAAUGGGGAAAGCCACAAGAGGACACGUCUUGAGCAGGGCAGCCAUGGCCGCCCCUCUGCUUCUGCUUCCCAACAGGUAGCUACUACUGAAAAUGGUAAUGAUCCUCCACCCCCUCUGUUGCUGUUCAAUUCCAAGACUGAUAUCGGCAUCUCGGCGGCGGCGGCGGCGGCGGAUGCAAUUUCUUACAAGGGACCUAGCAGAGAUUUGGGGCUGAUGAGUGGAAUGGUUAAUCUGAAUGCCGACGAGCAACGCUGGUCGCCAUUAUUGGGACCUAAUAUGGGAUUUUCCACCGAGGGGUCAUCUUCUUUAUACAGCUGCUCUGGUCCUGCUUUCGAUCAAGGCUUUGAGGAUCACCAUCAUUCGCUGAAUCUGUUUACUUAUUCGAACGAAAUUGAGCCUCCUACAGGUUUCAUAGAUGCUUGGUCAAUCGAUAACCUCAACAAUGGAAGCCACAACAACAGCGAAGGGAAUGGAAAAUCAAUGAAUCAGGGCCCUUCGCUCGAUCUAUCCAUGGCAAUGGCUGUUGGAAGCAUCUUAGAUGAAGGAAUGGGGAAGGUUCAGCUCGAAUGCUACAACGAGCAAUCCAAGAAUUCGAAUUGGCUGUCGUCCCAUGUUUCUUGGCAGCCAUUUGCGCAAGGAGGGCCAUUAGCUGAAGCUCUACACCCGGGGUCGAUGAAUCCUCCUUCGCCCCAUGACUCCAUCAGCACCCCGGCCACUACUGUAUCGUCGCCUUCCGGAGUACUUCAGAGGACCUUCUUCUCGCACUCUGAUAGCAGUGUUUGCAAUAGCCCGACGUUUGCCGCAGCUCAUGCUUCCGAAGUUGCAUUCCCGAGGUUCAAUCAGAUCGAGUAGAAGCUAUAAGACAUGUUGAUAAUUUGGUCGUCGGCGGACGGGAAUGAGAGUCGUUUCUUCGACGAAUGCCCCGAUUGCUCUCUGCUCGGGCUCGACUGCCUGUUCCUCGGCGUGCUGUGUGGUCUGACUCUUGCCAUGGCUGAAGCAGUUGCUGCCAUGUAAUUAGGCCGCGGCAAGGGGCACGAGGAUUCUCCGACGCUUAUUCUGCGGCGGUAAAUUGACGAGCACGACGUCGGAGUUUCGGAGGAUUGGUGGCUCAUUUCCUCUGUUUGGCUGCAGGAAUGGACAUUGAUGGAGGUUGGAGUUCUUGGAGAUUGAACUUGUAGGUUGCAUAAGGUCUUCGAUUUUCUCGUGUUCUUGCCGCCGCGCCGCUCGUAAUUGUUGUCCGAAACUUGGUCUUGAUCAUCGUCAAACAAGACUUGUCCUAGAGUUGUCUUCGUCUGUUUAAAUGAGAAUUCUUUUGCUCUCUGUAUUAGAAUCUGGAUUUCCUCGACUGCUCGCCGGCCGUGGUCGCCGGAGAUGGUUGAAAUUCUAGGUUGCUGCGAUAACAAGAGGUCGAAAAAUUUGUUAGAA
Andrographis paniculata is the source of this 2669-nucleotide messenger RNA. Its product is annotated as growth-regulating factor 2-like. The transcript has 5 exons. Gene Ontology annotation, biological process: regulation of DNA-templated transcription; developmental process; DNA-templated transcription. The record is from RefSeq and is a predicted model, not a curated record. Gene Ontology annotation, molecular function: ATP binding. The coding region runs from base 462 to 2096 and encodes 544 amino acids. Gene Ontology annotation, cellular component: nucleus. Lineage: Eukaryota; Viridiplantae; Streptophyta; Magnoliopsida; Lamiales; Acanthaceae.